Alexandromys fortis (reed vole) is the source of this 1234-nucleotide messenger RNA. RefSeq names its product transmembrane 4 L six family member 1 (gene Tm4sf1). Gene Ontology annotation, cellular component: membrane. NCBI's taxonomy places the organism in Eukaryota, Metazoa, Chordata, Mammalia, Rodentia, Cricetidae. The transcript has 5 exons. Bases 277 to 885 code for a protein of 202 amino acids. The record is from RefSeq and is a predicted model, not a curated record.
ACUCCUGGUUUCACGGUCCCAAGGAUUUCAUUUGAAGGGCGGGGCAUCCCUUUCACACCCCUCCACCCCAACGGGAGCCUGGAGUCUGGACCAAUAGAAGCAAAGGACCUCAUUUACUGGCACUAAAACCUGGCCCUAUUUAAGUGGUAGCAGGCAUGGGCUGUGAGCUGCGUCGGCUUUUCUCCACAAACGGGCACACUUGUUGUCUGAUCCGGGGCAUCACUCAACUGACGACAAGAGGAAAGGGGGAAAGGUUGUAGGGCUCUUGCUGCCACCAUGUGCUCUGGCAAGUGUACAAGAUACAUCGGACACUCUCUGGUGUGGUUUGCUGUCCUCUGCAUCGUAGCAAACAUUUUGCUCUACUUUCCCAACGGGGAAACCAAGUAUGCUUACGACGACCACCUCAGCCGCUUUGUGUGGUUCUUCGCCGGCAUCGUAGGCGGAGGUCUGCUGAUACUCCUGCCGGCGUUUGUGUUCAUCGGGCUGGAGGAAGAUGACUGCUGCGGUUGUUGCGGCCGGGACAACUACGGCAAGAGAUGCACAAUGCUUUCUUCUAUCAUGGCUGCUCUCAUUGGCAUUGCAGGAUCUGGCUACUGUGUCAUUGUGGCAGCGCUGGGUUUGGCAGAAGGACCAAAGUGUAGCGAUACCCAUGGUGUGUGGAACUACACCUUUGCCAACACUGACGGACAGUACCUUCUGGAGCCCACCACAUGGUCCCAGUGCUAUGAACCUAAAAAUAUUGUGGAGUGGAAUGUGACGCUAUUUUCUAUGCUCUUGACAUUCGGGGGAAUUGAAUUCAUCUUGUGUCUCACUCAAGUCAUAAGUGCAGUGCUCAGCGGCAUAUGUGGCUAUUGCUGCUCCCAACACCAGCAAUACGACUGCUGAAAGAGCCCAAGACAGAACCACAUGCUUCCUUUAUUUCAUCGUAACUUGUAUAUUUUACUGGCCUUAUGCAACUUUGCACUGGUGUAUCAUAUUCCGUACAUUCUGCUUUUAUAAAGAAACGUGCUGACACCCUCACGUGAUGUCAGCGUUUGCAGCUAGCAAGCAAACUCUAUUUUAAAGGAUGAGGCAACAGGCUGCCCUCACUUUGGUGGCAUUUUACAGACUGAAUGACUGUUCUCAGCGUGGCUGAGAUAAACUCUUCAGUAUUUAAGGUAAAAAAGUCACUUAACUAUCGUGCAUAUGUGUAUUUUAAAUAAAAGACCUCCGGUUUCCCUUUUAAGACCAAGAA